CUCCUCGUCCCCCCACGGCGUGGCCACAGGCUGCGUCCCGCUGCCCUCGGAGCUGGGCGCCUCGCCCGUCCUCCCCGCCGCGCUGAGCCCGAGUUUCCAGAGCUCUUUGCACAGUUGGGAAAGACUUCGGGGCUGGCCGAAAGGAGCCGGGUGAGCGGAGAGGAAAAGAGGGAGGGAAAAGAAAGGAGAAAAAAAAAAAAUAAGGGGAAAAAAAAUCAUGGUGGUGCGGGCUUGCCAAGAAACGCUUCGGGAGAGGACGGUGAGAAAAGGAGACGGCGGCUGUUCCCCGAGGGGUGAGGAUGGGAGCCCAGCACCUCUGGGCUUGAACUUUAGCACCCUCUUCUGCGAAAGCGCACGGAGCAGGAUCGCCUCGUCCUGAGCCAGCCGGGAGAAGCCAGCCGCUCUCUCCAGCCAGGCUUUUUCGGUGCUGCUUGCAAAAGAAAACACCAGGAAGAGAGCGCAGGGAAGGCAGCCGGCGCUCGCGGCGCUCGGGACGCUUCGUGAGCAGCCGUGGGGCUGUUGGGAAUCGCCGAGCGGGCUUUGGACUGAGCACACCCCGGCACGGCGGAUUUAUCCCUUUGUGUGUCUGCCUCCAUGGCAGCUCCCCCCGCAGGGGGCAGCCCCUAGGUGGGGGGCUCUGCGGGCACCCCACGUGGCCCUGGGGCGAUGCCGGCACAGUAGCACCCAUAGGCAGGCUCAGGAUGGCUGUGUACGCCCUGACGGGCUUCUCGCUGGUCAGCCUGCUGAGUUUUGGCUACUUGUCCUGGGACUGGAUGAAGCCCGGCUUGGUGGCCGACGUGCCCACGGGCCCCCUGGAGAAAUCGCUGCCCCCCACCUUCGCCCGGCCGCCCCACAUCAUCUUCAUCCUGACCGACGACCAGGGCUACCACGACGUCGGGUACCACGGCUCCGACAUCCAGACGCCCACCCUGGACAGGCUGGCGGCCGAGGGCGUGAAGCUGGAGAAUUAUUACAUCCAGCCCAUCUGCACGCCCUCCAGGAGCCAGCUGAUAACCGGACGGUACCAGAUCCACACGGGGCUGCAGCACUCCAUCAUCCGCCCCCGGCAGCCCAACUGCCUGCCCCUCGACCAGGUCACCCUGCCCCAGAAGCUGCAGGAGGCCGGCUACUCCACGCACAUGGUGGGCAAGUGGCACCUGGGCUUCUACAAGAAGGAGUGCCUGCCCACCCGCCGGGGCUUCGACACCUUCCUGGGCUCGCUGACGGGCAACGUGGACUACUACACCUACGACAACUGCGACGGGCCGGGGGUCUGCGGCUACGACCUGCACGAGGGGGAGGACGUGGCGUGGGACCAGAGCGGGAAGUACUCCACCUUCCUCUACGCCCAGCGUGUCAGCAAGAUCCUGGCCUCCCACAGCCCCAGGGAGCCCAUCUUCAUCUACGUGGCCUUCCAGGCCGUGCACACCCCGCUGCAGUCCCCCAAGGAGUACAUCUACCGCUACCGCUCCAUGGGCAACGUGGCGCGCCGCAAGUACGCCGCCAUGGUCACCUGCAUGGACGAGGCGGUGAAGAACAUCACCUGGGCCCUCAAGAAGUACGGCUACUACGACAACAGCGUCAUCGUCUUCUCCACGGAUAACGGCGGGCAGACCUUCUCCGGGGGCAGCAACUGGCCGCUGCGGGGACGGAAGGGGACGUACUGGGAAGGGGGCGUCCGCGGCAUCGGUUUUGUGCACAGCCCUCUGAUCAAGCGCAAGCGCCGGACCAGCUGGGCGCUGGUGCACAUCACGGACUGGUACCCGACCCUGGUGAGCCUGGCCAGGGGCAACCUGAGCAACGUCCCCGGCCUGGACGGCUACAACGUCUGGCCGGCCAUCAGCGAGGGGAAGGAGUCGCCGCGCACCGAAAUCCUGCACAACAUCGACCCCCUCUACAACCACGCCAAGUACGGCUCCUUGGAGGACGGCUUCGGCAUCUGGAACACGGCCGUGCAGGCCUCCAUCCGCGUCGGGGAGUGGAAGCUCCUCACCGGCGACCCGGGCUACAGCGACUGGAUCCCUCCGCAGACGCUGACCAACUUCCCGGGCAGCUGGUGGAACCUGGAGCGGCUCACCGACGGCCCCAGGAAAUCCGUCUGGCUCUUCAACAUCACCGCCGACCCCUACGAGCGCUACGACCUGUCGGAGCAGCGCCCGGACGUGGUCAGGGCCCUCCUGCUGCGCCUGGCCUACUACAACCGCACGGCCAUCCCGGUGCGGUACCCCGCCGAGAACCCCCGCGCCCACCCGGACUUCAACGGCGGCGCCUGGGGGCCGUGGGCCGGCGAGGACGAUGUGGAGGAGUGGGAAGGGGGCCGGGAGCCCCCGAAGAGUCGGGGCAAGAAGAAGAAGUGCAAGAUCUGCAAGCUGCGCUCCUUCUUCCGCAAGCUCAACACCAGGCUCAUGUCCAACCGCAUCUGACCGGGGGCUCCCCAGCGUCGAUGCAGCCUGGCCGGGGGGGUGCCGGCAGCGCCGUGGGGUGGGAUGGAGGGAGAGGGACAUCCCGGGGGGUGCUCAGCGCCCUCCUGCUCUCCUUAGCCCCUUUGCUUUGGGGCACGCCGCCCCCAAAACGCUGCCCUCCAUCCGGACCAGCAGCUGCAGGAGGGGCGGGUGGGUUGGUGGGCGAAGAUGGGUGAUGAGGCUCAAGGCUGAGCUGUGCACAGCCCCUUCCGAAUUGGGACACAUUUUUUUGGGGACCAAAUUGGAAGCUCUAAGUGUUGGCCGUGGCAGCAGCACGAGGUGGAGGUGCCACCGGCCUCGGCUGCUCUGGCUGCACGUUUCCCUCCGCGUUGCGCUGUAGAUACGUGUUGCUGCCUUCCCACGUGCUGCCAAGCAGCUGUCUGCUUUGCUGUUGAGUUUCCAGGGCUUUCCCUAGCCCACGACUCCCAAAUUUCCCCGUUUUACUUCCCUGCAGAAGGACGGACUCCUGAUCACGGAUGUCAGACCUGGAGCCACCAGGGCUGGACCCAACCUUGCUGCCACGGGGACCCCGCGUGGGGCCACAGCUCCUCCGCUCUGGUUCGGGGUGGCCAGGAGCAGCCUCAGGGCUGUGGCCCACAGGGACGUGGCUGGUGGUGGUCCCCUGAUGUGCACACAGAGGACAAAUGGCUCCGCACGGCCCCACACAUUUGGGGCAGGUUUGUCCCAAGCUCCGGCAGCCUUCACAUGGCUCAGGUUCACCCCAGCUCUGACCAGACCCCGCAGCUGCAUGGCAGUGGGCACCCCUAAAUUCCUCCCCGUGCAUCCUCCACCUGCGACCAGCUGACUCCAUGACCCCAGGACAGGAAGAUCUCAGGAAGGUCUGUGCAGAGACGAUUUGCCCUGCUCCACGACCACAAGACAUGCAACCACGGGGACACGGGGAAGGAGCAUCCCCCUGCACCCCUCCUCUCUUGCUGCAGCCACCCUGGGGACCCCGGAGCUGUCACCGCAUCCCCUCGCCAUGGCCAGACCCUGCACCCCCAUCAAUAUCUGCACGGGGGGACCACCGAGGGGCUCCAGGCGAUGCCUUGGUGUGGGGCCAGGCAGCGCGGGCAGCGAGCAAAGCGCCGUGCCCCCGCGCCUUCCGCAGGGUGCGAGCACGCGUACGUGCACUCAGAUGGGAGCUGGCUUGGAUGAAAGAGGGUAAAUAGCUUUAAAAGCAUUUUGGAUGCAUGGUGCAUUUCCAUUUACACAAUGUGUUUUACAUUUCUCCCCACAGGUUUCUCUUGGUGCAGCGUGUGUAGGCGAAGGCCCUGCUGUGAAUUUUGAAAAUAGUUAUUUUUGUCUCUGGAAAAUGAGGCCCGUUAGGACUUGUCAGCUCUUGGAUGAGCAGUGUGGGCUUUUUUUUUUUUUUUUUUUUUUCCCCCUCUCUCUCCCUUGCAAAAUAACAUUCAUUUAAAAUCUGUCAUUGAAAGAUGUGACAAUUGGCAGCAUGCACGCUGAAUACCUUUCAGUGCGCUUUCAAGCCCUGCGUGUGAGAGAGGGACGGGGACGGGAAGAGAAUGCAAUGACACGUUUGUGGUUUUUUUUUUUUUUUUUUUUUUUUUUUUUUUUACUCUUAGCUGGAUUAUUUGGGGGAAUUGGGAUUUUCUAUAGAAACAAAGAAAAAAAAAAAAAAAAAGCUGACAGCAAGGCAUAAUACAGGAGGCCCUCUCCUUGCAGGGAUGGGAAGGAGUUUGCAAAGCCGGAGCCUGGCUGUCGGUGCGCCCGUCCCAGCCGCUCCUCGCAUCCCUGUCACCGUGUUGCUGGCUCCGUGGGCACGUCCCCUGCAGCAGGACCAGGGAUGGGCUUCACAGGGUGCUCAGCUCCCCCACCAGCCCCACAAUGCCCCAUUUCCAUCCCCAGCUCACUUACCAAGGUGCUCUGCUGGGACACCACCAACCCCGUGCCCAUCGGCAGCGCGGCUCCAGCACCGGCUGCCAUUUGGCAAAGCCUCCUGGCGAGAAGGUGCCAAAUAUAAACCGGAGCCUUGCAGGAGGAGGGUGCUCAGUGCUCAGCACGCAGGGGCUGAGGUCCCCCCGGGGUCCCGACACGGGGCUGCGGGGCCAGGGGGAGCAGGCAGAGGGAGCGGGGCUGGCCCUGGGGCGGCGGCGAGGUGCGAGGAACGGUUUUCAUUUCCAUAUUUAUGUAAACGCGUCCAAGUUUAGUCCUCCUUUUAUUUUUUAUUUUUUUUUUUCUUCAAAAAUGGAAAUUUCCAUGAAAACGUGUUCGAUUUGUUCUCCCUUCAGUUUCACUAAUAUCUCCAUGAAAACUGUUCGCCUGG
Anas platyrhynchos (mallard) is the source of this 4746-nucleotide messenger RNA. It is a transcript of the gene ARSI, whose product is annotated as arylsulfatase family member I. Gene Ontology annotation, molecular function: sulfuric ester hydrolase activity. NCBI's taxonomy places the organism in Eukaryota, Metazoa, Chordata, Aves, Anseriformes, Anatidae. The record is from RefSeq and is a predicted model, not a curated record.